Molecule: messenger RNA, 2274 nt
Organism: Cajanus cajan (pigeon pea)
Lineage: Eukaryota; Viridiplantae; Streptophyta; Magnoliopsida; Fabales; Fabaceae
Product: DNA/RNA polymerases superfamily protein
Biological process (GO): error-prone translesion synthesis
Cellular component (GO): nucleus
Molecular function (GO): DNA-directed DNA polymerase activity; damaged DNA binding
Source: RefSeq, a predicted model, not a curated record
GGCUUGUUAAGAAGAGAAAGCCCAAUAUAAGUUAAUUUUUGCGUCACAAUCACAGGAAAAGAGUGCGAUGGAAGGAACAGAAACGAAGAGCGAUGGCAAUGGCGAUGUUGUUCGUCCAUGGCAGUCUUACCACACUGUUUACACGACCGCCAAAGCAGGAAUGGAAGGGGUUGACAAGGAGAAGGUACAAAGGGUAGUUUAUGAAAUGAGCAAAGGAUCCAAAUACUUUCAAAACGAGGAGCGGAAGGACGCUUAUAUUAAGCAGAAAAUUGACAACCUGCGAAUUCACUGUGCAAAGCUCACACAAGCAGACUUGUCCAAUUAUCAAAAGGUGGCUGAUAGUAGAAUUGUUGAGCUAGAAGCUUCACGUGACCUCUCAAGGAUUUGGUUACAUGUAGAUAUGGAUGCUUUCUAUGCUGCAGUUGAGACUUUAAGUAACCCUACAUUAAAGGGCAAGCCAAUGGCUGUUGGGAGCAUGUCCAUGUUAUCCACUGCCAACUAUGAGGCCCGGAAAUUUGGGGUUCGUGCUGCCAUGCCUGGGUUCAUUGCACGUAAGCUAUGUCCAGAAUUAAUCUUUGUCCCAACAGAUUUCAAGAAGUAUAAUUAUUACAGUGAUUUGACCAGAAAAGUUUUUCAGAGGUAUGAUCCCAAUUUCAUUGCUGGUAGUCUGGAUGAAGCAUACCUUGAUGUAACUGAAGUUUGCAAAGAAAGGAAUGUCAAAAGUGAAGAAAUUGCCCAAGUACUCAGAGCUAGUGUUUAUGAAGAGACUGGUCUCACCUGUAGUGCUGGAGUGGCACCAAAUCGCUUACUUGCUAAGGUUUGUUCAGACAUAAACAAGCCAAAUGGACAGUAUAUUUUGCCAAAUGAUCGCAUGGCCGUUAUGACCUUCAUAUCCUCCCUUCCUAUUAGAAAGAUUGGGGGCAUUGGUAAGGUCACUGAACAAAUUUUGAAGGAAGUUUUUGGAAUUAACACAUGUGAGCAGAUGCUGGAGAAGAGUAGCUACCUUUGCGCACUUUUCUCUCAGUCAUCAGCAGAUUUUUUUCUCUCUGUAGGUUUAGGUCUUGGGCAGACAGAUUCUCCCCAAGUAAGAUUUCGGAAAAGUAUUAGUAAUGAAAGAACAUUUUCUGCCACUGAGGAUGAAGUGCUGUUGCAUAAAAGAUUGGUGGAGCUUGCUGAAAUGUUAUCAACCGAUAUGCAAAAAGAGGGUCUGUGUGGGCGAACAUUGACUCUUAAACUGAAAACUGCUUCUUUUGAGGUUCGGACUAGAGCUGUGACUUUACAAAAGUACAUCAGCUCAAGUGAAGAUAUUUUGAAGCAUGCUCAAAAGUUGCUAAAAGCUGAACUUCCUAUUUCAGUAAGAUUGUUAGGUCUUAGAGUAUCGCAGUUUAAUGGAGACAAGUGUAGUGCUAUGUCUGAUCCUACACAGAAGACCAUUACCAACUUCAUUACUUUGGGAGAUAUCAAUAGAAAUUGUAGUUAUUCUUCAGAUGUUGCAGAUCAUAAUUUUGUCAGUAAUGCAGAGACUGAUCUUUCCAUUGACAGUCGGCAGACAAGUCAGCUUGAUUGGAGAGAUCCUUUUGAUGAUAAUCAUUCAUCAGAUGUAGGUUACCAAAGCUGCCCAGUCUGGCAAAAUGAUUGUGUAGAGGAGGUACAAACAUCUAGUAAUGGUGCUACAAGUUCUAACUACAUUGGAUUUACGGAAGUGCUGGGGUCAACUUCUUUCCAGGGGCAGUUUGAAGGCGUAAAUGUGAAGAAUAGUUCCAAUUUCCUGGAGGAUGAGGGGCUUAAUUCUUGUUGCCAGGAGAAGACAAUGUUGUGGUUGAAUGACUACAAAUGUUCACUUUGUGGAAUAGAACUGCCUCCAAGUUUUGUAGAGGAAAGAUUGGAGCAUUCUGAUUUUCAUCUUGCUGAAAAGCUUCAAAAGGAAGAAUCUAGGACUAGGAUUCACCAAACAUCUGUUACUCAAAGUCGGGGACAAAAGGAUGUAAUCACUAGACAAAGCAAAUCCAAGAAGCAAAAGUUGUCGCAGAAAGAAUGCAGGUAUACACCCAUUGAUUAUUUUUUUGUUAAAAAAUAAUCAAAGCUGUCAAUUUAUUAUAAUGUACAGAAUAACUCAACUUGGCAGUUACUGUAUAAUAUGCAUGAUAUUUUUUCUUGUAACAUGUAUAAAAUAAUAAUCCAUCCACUUGUAAUUUAGGUUGUAAUAUGAAAUCUUGUAUUUUAGGUUGUAUAAAAUAGUUUCCUUCACGUGGCAUAUUGUCCGUGAGUAUUUUC